Messenger RNA from Drosophila grimshawi, 1950 nucleotides. RefSeq names its product endochitinase. Gene Ontology annotation, cellular component: extracellular region. The record is from RefSeq and is a predicted model, not a curated record. Gene Ontology annotation, molecular function: chitin binding; chitinase activity. The coding region runs from base 78 to 1847 and encodes 589 amino acids. Gene Ontology annotation, biological process: carbohydrate metabolic process; chitin catabolic process. Lineage: Eukaryota; Metazoa; Arthropoda; Insecta; Diptera; Drosophilidae. The transcript is spliced from 7 exons.
AGUCGGUUUCGUAUCCAGCUCCAAUUCGCUGAAUCGCAUCGAGAGUGCCGCGUUUGUGUUUUUAAAGGCACUAAGAAAUGGUGCAAAAUCAUCACAUGCUGUUGCCAUUGUUGUUGCUUCUGGCCUUGCCCAGCCUAAUCUUGGGCAAGGAGCAGCCUGCACGGAUUGUUUGCUACUUUAGCAACUGGGCUGUUUAUCGUCCGGGCAUUGGACGCUAUGGUCUGGAAGAUGUGCCCGCUGAUCUGUGUACGCAUCUCGUUUACUCCUUCAUUGGGUUGAAUGACAAGAGCUGGAAUGUUUUGGUUAUUGAUGAGGAGCUGGAUGUGAAUCAGGAGGGCUUCCGAAAAUUCACGCAGCUGCGUGAAACGCAUCCCAAUCUCAAGCUGCAAAUAGCUGUCGGCGGCUGGGCCGAGGGUGGUUCGAAGUAUUCGCAAAUGUCGGCGGUGCGCGAACGUCGUCAGAGUUUCAUACGCAGCGUGGUGCAGUUCAUGAAGAAGUACGACUUCGAUGGCUUCGAUCUCGACUGGGAGUAUCCGGGUGCGACGGAUCGUGGCGGCAGCUUUGGCGACAAGGAUAAAUUCCUCUACUUUGUCCAAGAAUUGCGUCGCGCUUUUGAUCGUGAAGGACGCGGCUGGGAAAUCACGAUGGCGGUGCCAGUGGCCAAGUUUAGACUGCAGGAGGGCUAUCAUGUGCCAGAGUUGUGCGAACAGUUGGAUGCCAUACACGCGAUGACCUAUGACCUGCGCGGCAACUGGGCUGGCUUCGCAGAUGUGCACAGUCCGCUAUAUAAACGCAAACACGAUCAGUAUGCCUACGAGCGCCUCAAUGUGAAUGACGGCUUGGCGCUGUGGGAGGAGAUGGGUUGUCCUGCCAACAAGUUGGUGGUGGGUGUCCCAUUCUAUGGACGCACGUUUACGCUGAGCAGCUCCAACAAGAACUACAACAUGGGCACGUACAUCAACAAGGAGGCGGGUGGUGGUGCCCCAGGACCCUAUACGAAUGCAAGUGGCUUCUUGGCUUACUAUGAGAUAUGCACGGAGGUGAUGGACAAAUCCAAGGGCUGGACGGUCGAGUGGGAUGAGGAGGGCAUGGUGCCCUACACCUACAAGGACACCCAGUGGGUGGGCUACGAGAACGAGGCCUCGGUGCAGCUCAAAAUGGACUUCAUCAAGGAGAAGGGCUACGCGGGUGCAAUGACCUGGGCAAUUGACAUGGACGACUUUCAUGGUUUGUGUGGGCCAAAGAAUGCCCUAAUGCAGAUACUGUACAACAAUAUGCGGCAAUACCGGGUGCCAGAGCCGACGCGUGAGACAACGCCGCGGCCCGAAUGGGCCAAGCCACCCGCUACGCCACCGAAUCCCGACGAGCAGGGCAGCGUCGGACCACUGCUACCGACGACGUCGACGCGUAAACCGAAACCGCCGCCACGACCAACGCCAAGACCAACGGCAAGACCAACGCAAGUGCCGUUGCCAACUGCAAGCAGCACCACCAAGAGAUCCACUACAAAGCCAAAGAAGACAACAACUGCAAGAACGACCACGACGACAACAACAACUGCUCCCGAGGUCACCGAAGAGCCCGAGUCAAUUGUAGAUCCCGAGCCAACUGCAGCGACAGGAAUUGCAUUUGAUCCCAGCGAAAUUGAUUGCACCAAUCGCGACUUUGUGCCGCAUCCCGAUUGCCGAAAGUAUUUGCGCUGCGUGCAUGGCAAGCCUGUUGAGUUUGAGUGCAAAGAAGGCACCGCUUUUCAUACCGUUCUGAAUGUCUGCGAUUGGAUUGAGAAUAAUGAUCGGUAUUAUUGCACCCGCCUUAAGAAGAGAGCGCGUGAUAAUGAGACCCACUAGACCCAUUUUUCACACAGAUAUAUUUUAAUACCUAUUUAUUAAUAAACUAUUUUUAGAGUGCUCAGUGAGAGUGAGUGAUAUGUCUUAGCUUUCAAGUAUUUAU